CCUACAUAGCCUCAUUCUAGGUUCUGGUGUGCUUCGAGAUACACGAUCUACAGUUUUUCUGCUUUUUAAUAAUAAUAAUUUUAUUUCGGUUUUUAAUAUAAGAGUUUACGAAUAUUUUGUUUUUUAAAAUUUUUUUUUUGUGCAAUUGAAAUUUGUUGCUGAUCACACGACCUACAGCUUUUUUUUUUUAUUUUAUUAUUCGGUUUUAUAUUUCGGUUUUUAUUAUUAGAGUUUAACAAAAUUUAACUUUUUAAAAUUAAUUUUUGGUGUAAUUAAAAUUUGUUGCUGGUUUGGAGAAUUUCAGAACAUUCAUAAGAUGUCUCACGAUAGUAUCACAUCGCUGGAGAAUGUAGAGCACCUGGCGCCCGAGAACGCCGGGAGGACCUUGGAGGAGAUUCGCGAGUCGAUGCAGCCCAUGAACGAUUACAUGAAGAAGCGUAUUGUCCGUGAAGGGGACCUCAACUAUGGAUGCAUUCCGCCUGGAAUCAAGCUUAAGGUAAUGUUCUGUGGAUAUUUUGACAGCAGCCGGCCGAAUGUCGGAACAGGAUUCGAAUUGAACUUAUUAUCUGGCGAGGAGGGAGUUUUCAAGAGCGUGACUGAAGCGAUACUAUCGAUGAGACCCUAUGAAUGUUCCGAGUUCUCCGUAGCCCGUGAGGCGCUAUAUUUACAACAGGCUGAUCUGGAGGAGAAUCUGGUCGAUGGCAUCUUUUCUCUCGAUAUCCUGGAGGUGGAGGACCUCACCCUGGUACCGAUUGCCCAUCCUGUUACCGAGUUCAGUAGCAUCUGCGACAGGGUGGAGGAUAUGCGUCGCCAGGUCGUGGAUGCGAUAAAUCGUAAUUUCUUUCAUGAGUCGUUGCGCCUGUGCGAGCAGGCUACUUCGCUGCUGAGGAACUUCCAGACCGAUCGCGCCGAGGAGCAGGAGAAGCGCUUCAACGGUCUGGUUACCUUCUCGGAGCUGCUACUGCAAUGCUACGACAAGAAGCGCAACUACUGGCGUGUUGCGUACACCAUACGGGAGCUACGCCGUAUUACCAACCAGCCGCCAUCUUGUGUGGCCCUCGUCCAGGAGGCGAGGCAGCACGAAGAGAUCGGGGAGCUGUACCUGGCCCGCGAGACCUUCUUGGAGGCACUUCGCGCAAGUCCGUCGAACUAUGUCAUUCAUGAGCUGAUUUCUGGGAUAAAUGCCAGAAUCAUGGCGGAGGAGCAGGCUUCCCAGGACACUACGGAUGGCGGUCGUUCGGAGGCAGGGCCGGUCACAGUACCGAUAGAAAAUGGACAGGACUCCCAUAAUAAUGGCGCCGAAGGAUCCACAGCCCCUUAAAAUGGCUAGCAACGUUUAGAAACAGGCACACCUCAUUAUUCCACCCAUACAACGUAUUUUCGAGCGUAGGACUCAACCACAUGCUUUAUUUUGGAUAAAAAAUCUUUGAAAUUCUUUUAAAUUCUAAAAAAAAAAAAACAGCCCUCUUUCGGUUUAAUUUAAGGAAAAAACACUAAAUUAUGUACCUCUGUCACUAUUUGUAUCCACAAACUGUGUUCUGUGUAGAUUAGUCUGCCUGGAGGCUUAAAAAUUACAUGUUAUGUAAUCAAAAUACGUUUAUGGGUUAAAAUAAAAUUUAUUUUCAAAAGUA
Drosophila ananassae is the source of this 1631-nucleotide messenger RNA. RefSeq lists its product as uncharacterized. The transcript is spliced from 2 exons. The coding region runs from base 317 to 1321 and encodes 334 amino acids. The record is from RefSeq and is a predicted model, not a curated record. Gene Ontology annotation, molecular function: protein binding. NCBI's taxonomy places the organism in Eukaryota, Metazoa, Arthropoda, Insecta, Diptera, Drosophilidae.